Messenger RNA from Anthostomella pinea, 474 nucleotides. The record is from the annotation of a GenBank genome assembly. Lineage: Eukaryota; Fungi; Ascomycota; Sordariomycetes; Xylariales; Xylariaceae.
AUGGCCAAAGACGCAACCAUGCCCCAAUCACCAACCACGUCCGGUCCCAAAGCAAGCGACGGCACACCGCCUAACCCGCCCAACAAGCACGAUGCAUCCUACUGGCCGCAGAUCGGGACCAAAGACCAAAUCCCCAUCUGGCUACGCGACAACGACUUCAUAAUAUUCAACCAUCCCCUCCCAACAAACUCCUCCCGCCGCUCUCUCCGUCUCUGGCGCUGCCUGCACAUGGAGACCCUGAACAUCUGGACGCACGCACUGGGAAGCCUUUCUUUCCUAGCCGUCGGCAUCUUCUUCCUCUCCAACUACGCACACGCACCUGACAACUGCAACCUACAACCGCAACUCAGCACAAGCGACCUCUUCGCCUUCAGCACCUGCCUAACAGCAGCCACCAUCUGCUUCGGCCUCAGCGCCGCAUUCCACACCCCGCGCAGCCACUCCUACACCGUCCACCACUUCUGGGCAAGCUAG